Molecule: messenger RNA, 2604 nt
Organism: Microplitis demolitor
Lineage: Eukaryota; Metazoa; Arthropoda; Insecta; Hymenoptera; Braconidae
Exons: 1
Coding region: 1-2604 (867 amino acids)
Biological process (GO): DNA integration
Molecular function (GO): nucleic acid binding
Source: RefSeq, a predicted model, not a curated record
AUGUGCCUCUCAGCUUGCUUACCACUUGACAAGUGGAAAAGCAAUCAUCCUCAAUUUUCACCACCAAGUACCUCAACUCAAGCAGCUCCUGCUGUUCAUACGUUCGAAGAUCUCACCUCAAAGAUACUGGGUAUCACAUGGCACCCUCAUGAAGACAUCUUCUCGUUUCAAGGGAACAUCUCAUUCAAACAAGCCAUCACCAAACGCGCCAUUCUCUCCGAGGUGGCACAACUCUUUGAUCCACUUGGACUUAUAUCUCCAGUAGUUAUUCGAGCAAAAAUUCUGAUGCAACAACUUUGGCUGGAAAAGAUUGGCUGGGACGACACACUAACGCCUGAAACAAUUCACCAAUGGGAGAAAUUCAGAGACGAUCUCAAGACACUAUCGACAAUUAAGAUACCCCGGUGGUUACACCUGCACUCUCAAGCCUAUUCAAUACAAAUUCAUGGGUUCUCAGACGCGUCUCAAUUAGCGAUGGCAGCAGCAGUAUACCUCAGAGUGACAGAUUCAGACUACUCAUCAGUCGUCACGUUAGUUUGUUCAAAAACCAAGGUAGCACCUCUUAAACGUCUCACUAUUCCAAGACUGGAAUUAUCAGCUGCUGCCCUACUUGCAAACCUCGUAAAACACACUCAGAAGACUCUCAAUCUCAAUGAUGUACCAGUAUUCUUAUGGACAGACUCCUCGGUUACCCUUGCAUGGGUGAAAAACAAUCCAAUGAGAUGGAAAGAGUUUGUGGGCAAUCGAUUAUCAGCCAUUCACGAAGCUACUCCAAAUGCCCAUUGGAGAUUCACAUCAGGAAUACUCAACCCAGCAGAUUGUGCUCCUCGGAGCUUAAGCGCUUCCCAACUUAUUGAGCACGCGUUAUGGUGGACUGGACCACCAUGGCUCUCGCAAUCUCCAGAAUUUUGGCCAUCAGCGGUUGCACCAUCUCCAGAACAUGAUUUGGAAGAAAGACCAGGCGUAUCACUCUCAGUAACGUCUCAGCCAGUAUUAUGGGAUCUCAUUGACUUGCCUCAAGUCAAAUCCUUCAAUAAAGGCCUUUCUAAGUUGCUUAGAAUCACGGCAAUUUGUCAGCGAGCCAUCUCCAGAUUUAAACGAGUACCAAAUGCUAGUUUAGCCAUCUCACCAAUUAAUCCAGCUGACUUAGAAGCCGCAAAGCUGUUCUGGAUACGGGAGACGCAACAGGCAUACUUCUCUGCUGAAAUCAAAGCUAUACAAACUGGCAAGAGACUUCACAAAAAUCAUGUUCUUUCUCGACUGACGGCAAUGGUUGACCGCACUGGUAUACUGCGAGUUGGAGGUCGUCUUCAGAAUUCUCAAUUUUCGGCGGACAGCAAACACCCAGCUAUACUGCCCCGGCACAGCAAGCUCUCAGCUCUAAUCAUCGCAGAUGCUCACUCUAAAACCCUUCAUGGUGGUACUCAGGUAACUCUAUCUUACAUCCGAAAGACUUGCUGGAUCAUCGGUUGCCGAGCUCCCAUAAAAUCAUUCAUUCAACGAUGCCUCGUGUGUGCUCGAAUACGUGGAGUUCGAGCUCAACAACUCAUGGCGCCGCUUCCAACCUCUCGAGUAACUCCAUCUCUAGUCUUUGAGCAUACUGGUGUCGAUUACGCAGGUCCUAUCGCAUUAAAAACAUUUCAAGGUCGAGGUGCAAAAACCUUCAAAGGCUGGAUCGCAGUCUUUGUGUGUUUCACAACGUCAGCGAUUCAUUUAGAAGCGGUUUCAGACUACUCAGCAGAAGGAUUUCUCAAAGCAUUUCGACGUUUCACCAGUCGUCGUGGAAUCUGUAAAACUCUUCGAAGCGACUGCGGUACAAAUUUUAAAGGUGCUGACACUAUGCUUAAAGACCUUUUUCGACAAGCAACAAAGGAAUCUCAAGAGCUUCAACGGAUUCUCACAAACGAUGGUACAAAGUGGAUUUUCAAUCCACCGGGUGCGCCUCAUAUGGGUGGAAAGUGGGAAGCAGCAGUCAAGUCGGUAAAACAUCAUCUUCAACGAACCAUCUCAGACACUCUUCUCACUUUUGAAGACUUCUCAACAUUUCUUGCACAAGUAGAAGCUGUACUUAACUCCCGACCGCUCAGUGCGCUAUCAGAUGAUCCGGGCGACAUCUCAGCAUUAACUCCAGGACACUUCAUUCGCGGAGAAGCUUUGAUUACAAUACCCGAACCAUCAUUAUCCUCCGUACCAGAAUCAAGACUUUCUCAUUUCCAGCGAAUUCAAAAAAGGUUCCAGACAUUUUGGGACAGGUGGUCAACAGAAUGCCUUCAAGCUCAUCAGUCAAUCUCCAAAUGGCAAAAGACUCAAGACACCAUUCAAGUUGGCUCAUUAGUACUUCUCACUAAUGAACGACUUCCACCAUCAAAGUGGCCUCUCGCUCGGGUCAUUCAGCUUCAUCCUGGUAGUGAUGGAUUGUGUCGAGUCGUAACAGUCAAAACAGCUACUUCAACUCUUACUCGGCCGAUAGUCAAGCUCGCUCCGUUGCCAAUCUCACCUCAUCAAGACGACUCGCAAGAAGAAGAUUCUAAUUCCUCACAAGGUUGCGGAAUUGGGGGGGGGAGAAUGUUCGAAAUUAAGUCAUCGACGUUACGCGGACCAUGA